Molecule: messenger RNA, 1471 nt
Organism: Meloidogyne enterolobii
Lineage: Eukaryota; Metazoa; Nematoda; Chromadorea; Rhabditida; Meloidogynidae
Source: the annotation of a GenBank genome assembly
UUAUUUUUUAGAAAUAGGAGUUCGUGCAGUAGGUUAUCAUGCAGCAAUGUCAAAUAAACAAAGAGAAAAAUCCCAUAAAGAAUUUUUAACAGAAAAGGCAACAACAUGUGUUGCAACAAUUGCUUUUGGAAUGGGAAUUGAUAAAAGAGAUGUUAGAAAAGUUAUACAUUAUGGAUCACCUGGAAAUAUUGAAAGUUAUUAUCAAGAAAUUGGAAGAGCUGGACGUGAUGGAUUCCCUAGUAGAUGCAUAGUAUUUUACUCUAAUAGUGAUAUGCUUAUACACAAAAAUCGAAUAAUCAACAAAAAUAAUAAUAAUAUAAAUAUAACAACAAAAUCCUCAAAAGAUUAUGAAAUGCAUCAAUUGGAUAUGCUUCGUCGUAUGGAACAAUUUUUAACAACAACAAGUUGUCGGCGCUAUUUAAUUUUGUCCUAUUUUGAUAAAAAUGUAAAACAUCCAGAAAUUCCAAAAAGUGAUUGUUGUGAUAAUUGCACAAAAUUGUUACAAUCUGGAGUAGAUAAAAGAUAUAAUAAAGAAGAAAUGAUUUUUGAUUUUGGUGAAGAGGCUAAAAAAUUAUUUAGAACAAUUGUUGAAGUUUUUGGUGGAAGAACUGGAUUAAAUAAACCGAUAGAUUUUAUUAGAGGAAGUAAAACAGUUUUAUCAAAAGCACCAAAAACAUUUACUAAAGGACAAGAUUUAUCAAAACAUCCGCUUUAUGGUUGUGGAAAAUCACGUUCAGAAAUGUGGUGGAAAGAAUUGGGAAAAUUAUUAAGAAAUUAUGGUUAUUUAAUUGAUUCAAAAUCAACAUUUAAUCAAUUUGGAUGUAUUACAAAUAUUUCUGAUAAAGCUGAAAAAUGGUUAAGAGAAGGAGGAAAGGAAUUAAAAUUAAUUCCUUCUGAAUAUUUAUCCAACUCUAAUAAUGUCGAAAAUGGAGGAAAAGAUUUGACUAAAACAACACUUUCAAUUCCAAACAAAAUUGUAGAAAUUAUUUCAGAAAAAUUAUUGGGUAUAGAAAAACAACGAGAAUAUAAAGAUGCUAGUUGUUAUCCUUGUAUUGCUUCUGCUUCUGAUAAAAAUAUUUUUGUUUAUGAGAUGUUGCCUCAACUUCGAAAAGAACUAGAAGAUUUACGUUAUCAAUUAGCUCUUGAAUCCGACUGUCCAGCCAACUCAGUUUACAGCAAUACUGUUAUUGAAGGACUUGUUAAGAUUCGUCCAACAAAUGAAGCAUCAUUAGAGCUAGUUGAAGGCUUUCCUGAACAACGAAGAAAACAAUUUUUAAUUCCCAUUACUCAACUUAUUUCAAAGUUUUGUUCAGAAAAUAAUAUUUCUACGGACUCUAAGGAAGCUGAAAUUGAGUUUCCUGAAGAUUUGGAAUCUCUUAAAAAUGGAUUGACUUUAACGGAGAAAAGUUAUUAUCAUGCUCAUGUUCUCUAUAAUCGUUCAUUGGUUUGUUUAAAUUUUUCAAUUUUUUGA